AUGAUUCCUUCUCGAAGAGACAGUCUUUUCCCGCCCGGAUCCCUAGGCCGCAACUCACCAGUAUCGCGUACAGCAUCUCACGAAAGCCUUUCGACUCACCCUCUGCUAUCCCCACCCCCACCCGGCUCACCCACAUCAGCUACGUCUGUUGAGUCAGCAACAUCUAGCUCCCCGCGCUAUGUCCCGUAUACCCCGCGUCAGCGCGUCGCCCCCACAUCCGCGACCACCGGCACGACGAUGCAUCCGAGCAUCAGUGCCCCGCAGCAACAGAGCACAAGCGACGCGACGAGCAAACUACAGGUCAUGAAUCUCAAGGCUGCCGCGCAACGCAUUGGUCUUGACUCGGGGAGCGUGGGCUGGGCCAUAUUGGAGCGUCUGAGCACGGAGACAGAUCACGGUCCCGAAUGGAAUGACAUUUGGAAUGCGCUGUCUGUGAGCAAGGCGACCCUCCUCCUUCCUCUCGAACCGUACAAGCCCAGCGAGGUAAUCACAGCAGAAUUCAUCAAAGACCACAUAGCACUUUGUGACGGUCAAGCGAAGAGCAAUGCGCCCAUCGUCACGCUAUCGGGACUGCGCGGAACGCUUACAGACGCCACAAUAACAUUUCGAUCCGUACUUUCACCCGCGUCUGAGCAGUUUCAGAAGUUCCUCUCGCCCGCGUCCCGUUCAUCCGCACUUUCUGCGCUUCCCCCUCUCCCGCAACCCCUCGUCCCACAUACUGUCGUGCCAUCCUCGCCAUCUUCAUCGACCUCGUCCAUCCCGUCGGUGUCACAAUACCCAACUUUCACGGUCCCGUCCCACAGUCAUGCACUUCCUCUUCCCCCCCGUCCUUCUGCGCAGAAACCUCCACUUCCCCCACGUCCUGGUGCUCGCGUCGCCUCUGGCCCUCCGCAUGCAGCUGCCCGCCUCUCAACAUCAUUUGCCUCUCUCUUUGGCCGCGGCACACCUCCCGCCAGCCCGUCUACGACACCCUUGCCACUGCACCCUGACCCUACGCCGGCACCCGGAACUACACCUCCCUCAGGCGCCUUGAGUGAGCGCGCGGUCCCACAGGAACAUACGCUAGACGUUCCUGCCUACACUAUCACAUCUCGCAUCGACCGUGCCGCACUCGGGCGCGCGCUUACGGAUGCGCUCACGAGCGAGCUACGUGCCGUGCUCGGCGAGGCAGGCGUCCCGCCAUGGGCUAUUGCACGAGUGGAGCGCUUUGCUGCGCCGCUGUACCCGUUCCGGCGUGUUGGUGGUGCAGGCAAGGACGAGAAAGGACACCGUACGGUCGGUGGAGGAGAGCCGGCGCGCGUGAGCAGCGUGCGCGAGAAGAUCAAAGGGCGCUCAGACGUAGAGUGGGUGGCCAAUGCGUGGGGGCCGGACGAGCGCGGAGAAGAGCUGUCGUCACGCUUUCAAGAGUUCUAUGCAGAACUGGAGGAUGCGGUGUCCGAGCAGCUGGCGCGGCCGCAGGCGCGCAGGCGCGGGCUGCAUUUUGGGCGGAGGAAGACACCGGAUGACGCGGAGAGCUUGGCGGAGAGCCUGGACAUUGCGUGCCGGGCGCCUUCCGAGAAGGCAGCUAUACUUGUUGCUGUUCACAAGAUCAUAGUCGAUGGACUGUCGAAGAUUCCACCUAUCGGGCUCAGGUCCGAGGAAGACAUGCUGGACGAGAAGACCCCGCGUGCGUCGAGCUUUGGGCGCGGAGUAUCAGAAGAAGACGACGACGUCGACGACGAUCAUGAUGAGAACAACAUCACGCUGAGGGACGAGUCCGGCGCGAAUGCCGAAGACCCUGUACCAGCCCUGGGUGCACCAUUGUCACCGACGAUCAUCCUCUCUCCGGAGGAUAAGCCUGGACACGAAGAACUGCUUCCCGCGCCUGGCGCUACUACCGUGCCCGCAUCCAUACGGAUAGACUCGUCACAUCUCUCGCCCAGCGGUCCGCCAUCCCCGCGGUCCGCCGCGUCUCUACAGAGCAGUUCUCUGCAACCCACAGUAUCGUCCCGGAAUGCAUCACCGACGCCCGUCUCAGGGGACAUCAUCCUACCGUUGAUGAUCUUCGCCGUGGUCAAGGCAAACCCCCCGCGCCUCGUGUCUAACCUUCUUUACACACAGCGCUUCCGCAGGGAGAGUGCAAGUGGGGGCGAGGAGGGAUACUGCCUCAUAAAUCUGAUGGCAGUGGCUGAGUUCCUCGAGAACGUUGAUUUGGCUGCGCUGGGUUUGGGCGAGAGUGAGGGCACCGUGCUAAGCGCCUCUCAGCUCAGUCCUAUUCCUGUCGGAAGAUCAGUUCGAUUCCCGGGUAAUGAGCCGCCCUCGCCACAGAUCAUACAAGCUAGCUUGCGUGGCCGUGUCGAGCAGCAGGUAGAUGCCAUUACCGGUUCAGCAAACAAGGUGAUCUCUGGCGUCGUCGACACCUCCUUUGGGGUCCUUCGUUCGCUCCUUCCAGGCCAGAAUCAGAGCCAACCGAUCGUGGCGAGUCCUACUAGUGAGACCACGGAUGACGCGUCGUCGCGCCCGGGAUUCGGGAUCCUGCGACGAGAUACUGGUUUCUCAAUUGCGAGUUUAGCGGCAUCGCUUCCGGGAAGUCGUGCAAGGUCGGCGACAGCGACGACAAAUGAGGAAACCGGGCAGAUGAUGAUCGAGGUCCCUUCAAGGCCAGGAUCCAGUCGCUCUGUGCGGAUUAUAGACGACGAGUUGUCUGCGUCAGAGGCAGAGAGCACUGGAGAUGAAGAAGACGAGGACGAGGAGGACGAUGAAGCCGAGUUCGGACACGAUACAAGGAGCAUACGCAGUUUCGAAAGCAUGAUGAGCGGUCGCACUGGACGGGCGAAAGGCAAGAGAAAGCCGAACGGGCGGAUGAGCCUCACGGAUCGACUUGCAAGCAUGCCUGGUCUUUCGCGUCUGUCCCAGAACCAGCAAGCGGAUCCCUCAAAGGUCCAGAACUCUCCGCCUGGUUCUCGCAGAUCAUCGCUGCUGCUGCCCGCAGGCUCUGUGCCAAAUCGUUUCGACUCACCUGUAUCGUCUCGCGCUCCGUCCCCAAUUGCGAUACGGAUAUCACCUCCCAACCCCCGCUUUAUGAACGCCACAGAAGAUGACAUCAAGGUUUCGGAGGUGGGCGAACUUCUGAGAGAGUACAAGCGGCUUGUGGAGACAGUUCGCGCCAUGGGUGGCUUCCAUGAGGAGUGA
Molecule: messenger RNA, 3171 nt
Organism: Postia placenta MAD-698-R-SB12
Lineage: Eukaryota; Fungi; Basidiomycota; Agaricomycetes; Polyporales; Adustoporiaceae
Exons: 8
Coding region: 1-3171 (1056 amino acids)
Biological process (GO): vesicle-mediated transport
Cellular component (GO): endocytic vesicle; cytosol
Molecular function (GO): guanyl-nucleotide exchange factor activity; small GTPase binding
Source: RefSeq, a predicted model, not a curated record